Messenger RNA from Xyrauchen texanus (razorback sucker), 2618 nucleotides. RefSeq names its product ATPase GET3-like. The record is from RefSeq and is a predicted model, not a curated record. Gene Ontology annotation, biological process: post-translational protein targeting to endoplasmic reticulum membrane. The transcript has 7 exons. Gene Ontology annotation, molecular function: ATP binding; ATP hydrolysis activity. Bases 5 to 1027 code for a protein of 340 amino acids. Lineage: Eukaryota; Metazoa; Chordata; Actinopteri; Cypriniformes; Catostomidae. Gene Ontology annotation, cellular component: GET complex.
CAACAUGGCAGCUUCAAUGGAAGAUGAGUUUGAAGAUGCGCCUGAUGUAGAGCCGUUAGAGCCUACAUUAAAGAAUAUAAUUGAGCAGAAAUCACUUAAAUGGAUCUUUGUUGGGGGUAAAGGUGGCGUGGGCAAAACCACGUGCAGCUGUAGUUUGGCGGUCCAGCUAGCGGCGGUGAGAGAGAGCGUUCUCAUCAUUUCCACAGAUCCAGCACAUAACAUCUCUGAUGCCUUUGACCAGAAGUUCUCCAAGGUGCCCACCAAAGUCAAGGGCUACGACAACCUCUUCGCAAUGGAGAUCGACCCCAGUCUGGGUGUGGCAGAGCUGCCCGAUGAGUUCUUUGAAGAGGACAACAUGCUCAGUAUGGGGAAGAAGAUGAUGCAGGAAGCCAUGAGUGCUUUUCCUGGCAUUGACGAGGCCAUGAGCUAUGCGGAGGUCAUGAGGUUAGUGAAAGGGAUGAAUUUUUCAGUGGUGGUGUUUGACACGGCCCCCACAGGACACACUCUACGUCUGCUCAACUUCCCCACCAUCGUAGAGCGAGGACUGGGCCGUCUCAUGCAGAUCAAGAACCAAAUCAGCCCCUUCAUCUCACAGAUGUGUAACAUGUUGGGCCUGGGAGACAUGAAUGCAGAUCAGCUGGCAUCUAAACUGGAGGAGACGCUCCCUGUCAUCCGCUCAGUCAGUGAGCAAUUUAAAGACCCGGAGCAGACGACGUUUAUCUGCGUGUGCAUUGCGGAGUUCCUCUCUCUGUAUGAGACGGAGCGUUUGAUUCAGGAGCUGGCUAAGUGUCGCAUCGACACGCAUAACAUUAUCGUCAACCAGCUGGUUUUUCCUGACAUGGAGCGGCCCUGCAAGAUGUGUGAGGCCCGACACAAGAUUCAGUCCAAGUACCUGGACCAGAUGGAGGAUUUAUAUGAAGAUUUCCAUAUUGUAAAGUUGCCACUGCUGCCUCAUGAAGUUCGAGGAGUGGACAAAGUCAACACCUUCUCCAGGCAGCUGCUGGAACCCUACAGCCCCCCCGAAUGACUUUAAUGAUUUGCACUGAUUAAAUGUGCGCCCACACAAACACCAUCACAUCUCUCCUCUGCUGCUCUCUGAUACAUAAUCCCCCUGGUGUUCUGCAUCCUCCCUAUCAUCCUCAGAUAUAGAAAUACCUGGCUGGUAACAGAGUCCACAUCUCAAUUCCCCCUCACGUUCCCCCUCUCUCUCUUUUCCUGGUCAAGUAAUAAUUGAUUCCACCAUGUUUCUCCAGUGAUGUGUAAUUAAUGUCGGCCUUUUAAGUGGCCGUUAAGAAACAGAGUCUUGAUGGUUUAUUUUGCCUUGUGGGGAAGGUGAUUGUGUUAAAGCAUAAGAAAGUCACUCAUUCCUGAUGUGUGUACAAGAAAGAAUAUUCAGACAUACAUCAGGACUCAGCCAGUCUUGACCCUUGGUUGAACAGGUCUAGGAUCAGUGUAAACAUCUGUCACUGGUUCAGCUUAACCUGGCACAUCUGACUCCAGAUCAGUGACAAGGUCAAGCUUUUUUGUGUCAGAUUCUGGUUAAUAUUGAUUGUGUUCUUUAUUUUGUUCUAGUCAGUAUUGCUGUCAGUGGUUGAGAGUGGGUCCAAACCUGGGAGACGGCACAUUUAUACAGGUCAUGUCACCUUUGGGAGAUGUUGUUUAAGGAAUAGUUCACCCAUUUAGCUUACACUAUUAUUCACCAUUAUGUUAUUGCAAACUUAAAGGCUGUUUACAGCAUACAUAAUGGCAGAAUCAAUUCUGGGAUGAAUUAUUUCUUCAAAUGUAUCACAUUUAAUCCACUUCUAUUUGCAGUGAAGCAAACUGUAAUUACUCUGUACAUUUGUGAUUGAAUUUAUCUAAUUUAAUUUUGCAGUUGGGUAAAGUCCUGUAUUUAUAAAGACUUGUAAUGAUUAGGAUCAUGUCUGCUCAGUUCUUCUAUUAUAUUACAUUCAUUUGAAAGACUGUUGUUUCAAAGACACUCAACGUAUAUGAAGAUGCGUUCAGAUCUGUCGUUAUAUUGCUCACUUGUAUCCUAUUUAUUUGACAUUAACGUCUGCAUGCAUCAAAAAGAGAUCAGUCAGGCAGGACAGCUGUCUCAGACUAGUUAUGACAUUUAUCAAGUGUGUUUUCCUGCUGUUUUAAGCCAAACACAUUGUCAGAUCUUUCAUGAACUAUCAGUUUGUUUUCCUAAAGCAUCUUUCUCUCAUAACUUGUUUCUACCUUUCCAAAUGAAUCUUCUUUUUGUAGAAGUGCUUUAUAUUUCAACACUAUCCUCCAGCCACUCCAGCAAUGCCACAUGUGUUUGAAUUAUAUUAUUUGUGAACUGGUAACAUGCAGUUUAGUGUGUAUCAAGGCUCAAUUUAUACCCCUUUUACAUCACUAUCUUGAGUGUAAAAUACAACAAUUUAAGGCUUUUAAUAGCUGCCAGCAGCAGUUACAGGGGCAAACGAUCGCAGCAGCACACUCAUAUGCACCCUUAAUAGGCUCAAAGGACGGUAGAACUGUGAGUUUUGGACCAUUUGUUCAAAAAGACUGGACGGGCAGAAAAUGAAUUUGGCUUGACUCCAGAAACAUUGUUUGAAUUAUUUCAGAGCUCUUGGGGGUCCCUAAGGUUCGAG